Messenger RNA from Vespa velutina, 2445 nucleotides. Its product is annotated as nuclear pore complex protein DDB_G0274915-like. Gene Ontology annotation, molecular function: metal ion binding. The record is from RefSeq and is a predicted model, not a curated record. Bases 276 to 2144 code for a protein of 622 amino acids. The transcript has 6 exons. NCBI's taxonomy places the organism in Eukaryota, Metazoa, Arthropoda, Insecta, Hymenoptera, Vespidae.
UUUUGUUAUAUAAUAUAAUUACAAACACAAUGCAAUAUUAUCUGUUUUUUUUUCUUAUUCAAAUAAUAAUCAUAUAUACUAUAUUAUCAUAUAUACUAUAUAUGAGCCAUAUAAGUAGCUUAUACUCCUUGUGCUCAAGAAAUUUGUUUUCCAUAGGUUGGCAAUAUUGGUUAAAUGUAUAUACAAUUUGUAAUAUAUUUACACAAUAUUCCAACAAAUAUAUUCAUCGAAAUUUAGAUUUUUCUUAAAGGUUAGAAUUGUGUAUAUCGUGCAAUAUGAUAGCGUGUAAGUACUAUCGUCAGGGCAAUUGUCGUUAUGGACAAUAUUGUCAAUUUGAACAUUUUAACGCUUUUGGAAAUACCAACAAUAAAAAUAAUAUCACAGCGGUUGUUGUUGCAAGUGAAGUACUUAUUGCAGAGAGGGGUAAUCAAUGGUUAUUAUCAUGUUUUGCCCCUUUCAAAGAGCGACCUCAUAUACCUGGCAUGGAGGAUGUGUCACCUGAAGAAGUUAGAUGGGAAAUGUAUCAAGCACAAAAAAAUGGUGUUGUUGAACAAGCAAAACUUCAUUAUCAACAAUUAUGUGAUGAUAUGAAAGCAAAACGUGAUGCUUUAAAAAAUCCUACGCAAGAAACUGUAGAUAUGUUAAAAAAAAUUUUAGGUGAUGGUCAUAAUACUGAGACAACAAAUAAUACAUCUAAAUUUUCUUUUGCAACUUCACAAACCUUAAUCUUAAAUAGUACUACAACUACUAAUGUGUUUGGUACUAAAUCAUUUCAACCAAGUCAAAAUAACACAUUUGGUAACAGUUUUGGUACUUCAAAUAAUCCAUCUCCAUUUGUAAGAACAAAUAACUCAACAUCAUUAUUUGGUGCUAGCUCAACUUUUGGUAACAAUGCAUUGACAUUUCCUAAUGUAACUAAUUCAAAUUCAGUAUUUGGUAAAACUGGAAAUACUUCUGUAUUUGGCACUGGACAAAAUAAUCAAGCAUUUGGUUCAGUUCCGCUACAGAAUAAUUCUAUUUUUGGUGGUGCAGCAUCACAAACAGUAUUUGGUCAACCUAGCAAUUUUGGUACUACCACUCAAACAACUAAUGUUUUUGCCAGACCAAGUAUAUCACAGACAACAACAUCGGUAUUCGAUAGUGGAGCAGUACCUUCUAAUUCUUUAUUUUAUACGCCUCAAUCAAAUACAUCCUUGUUUGGUGAAAAUAAACCAUCUACUACUGGUCCAUUUGGGGAAUCUUCCGCUAUACAAACAUCAAAUUCUAUUUUUGGAUCAACUACAUCGUCAGGAAAUUUGUCCACUAAUUCAACAAGUAUUUUUGGACAGCCAAAAACUACUACAGCAUUUGGAAGUCCACUAGUAUUUGGAGCAAAUGGAUCAUUUCAAAAUAAUUCUACUCCAUCAAUUUUUGGAGGUCAAACAUUUAACAAAGAUGCACAAGUGCCUAGUGACAACAUUUUUGGUAGAUUUAUUACAUCAUCGAAUUUUGGUACUGCAAGUCAAGGAACUAAUGUUUUUACAAAAACUACAAGUAAUGUAGGCCUUUUUGGAGUCCCUCAAAAUGCUCAACCUAUUAUUCCAGCAACAAAUGCAACUUCAUUUGUCUCAGCAGCAACUACAACUAGUAUUCCUUUUGGUACAGUAAAUUCACAAAUUGAUCCUAAGAAUACAUAUGCUAUUGCAAGACCAUCAUUUGGUAUAACAAAUACAAGUAGUCCAUUAAGUAACACAGUUACUUCACCUACCAUACAGUUUGGAGCAACAACAGGAACAAGCUUUAAUGGUACCACAAACAUAUCAUCUCCUUUUACUAUACCUUCAUUUGGAGGUUUUACUUCUUCCUUUAUGCAAACAAACACAACAGUUACAACUACUACAACAAAUCCAUUUAUCUCACAACAAACUAAUUCAUCUUUCAAUGGUGCAAUUCAAAAUCCAAAUGGCACAGUAAAUGAAUCGCUUGUUACAAAUCAACCUAAUGAGAAAUCGCUGUUUACAUUUGCACAAAAAAAUACUGCCAUUGAUGAUACUAUUUACUCUGAAGAAGUACAUUUAACUGAUGAUGAAAAGGCUAUGUAUUUGGCAGACCAAUUUGUAAUUGGUAAAAUACCACUAAAACCACCAUGUGAAAGUAUGAGGUAGUUGUAACUGUACAUUUAUAAAUAUAUAAAGAUGUGUAUUAUAAAUAUUUCUAUAAAAAAUAGUAUCAAUUUGUCAUUACAUUUUUAUAAAAUAACAUAAUUGUGCUAGUUCUUAUAGAUAUUAAUUAUAAUUUACUUCGACUAGAAUAAAAAUAAACAAUUAAAUAAAUACAACUAAUUAUUGUGUAUUAUGUAAUAUUAUGUAAUAUGUAUAAAAAUCAUUUUAUAAGAUUUGUAAUGUAAUUUGCUUUAAUAGUAUCUUAAAUAAUAAAUUUUAUAUAUUGAUAUUUUUGGAAUGGAAA